GGGCAGACUGGUUCAGAAGCGCUUCAGCCACUGUUGUGUUCUGAGAGUAGGUGAAGGGCGCAACACACUGACAGUGUGUCUAUUCGCGACUCCGUCCGAGCUGAAUCUUUGCGGACUUGUGAAAGCUGGGACUCUGCGCGAUCGAGAAGCAACUUUUGAAAAGCAGAUAGCCUACAUUUUAUUUGUUAUUUUUUUAGGUUUGCGUUUAUUGUUUCAAUUAUUAGCUGAUUUCUUUUGCAGUCUUGGGAUAAUUUAUUUUAGAAAAAGCAGUCUAAUAGACCUUCUAUUUAAGGCGUUUUGAAUUGACAGUAUUCUGACAGUUUUGUUUCAGAAACAACACAGGCUAUAUUAGUUUAAUUCGUUUACUAGUCAGUUCGGUACAUAGCUGAACAUAUCACAACUUUGGCUGCUAUAACUGACUUGUCAUUCAAACCACAAUAGGAUAAAGAACUGUGCGUGCGCUUUCUAUAAAAGUUUAUCUCCGUUUUUAAUUUAUUUCAUUAUCUUGCUCAAGAUGAUGAAUACGAUGGUAAUUCUUGCCGAGUUCUUUGUGGUCAUUUUGAAAGUACUCUGGGCUUUUGUUACCGCCGGGGCGAAAUGGGUGGUGCGACCGAAGGAGAAGAGUGUAGCGGGACAGGUGUGUGUGAUCACCGGGGCUGGAAGCGGUCUGGGUCGGCUGUUCGCCAAGGAGUUCGCUCGGAGACGGGCAGUAUUGGUGCUGUGGGACAUCAACAGCCAAAGCAACGAAGAGACGGCGGAGUUGGUACGGGAAAUCUACCGAGAACUGGACAGUGAAACCCCGAUGUCCAGAGACGGCGCAGUUGGAGGGUUAGAAGAGAUUCCUCCCUUCCAGCCGCAGGUGUACACGUACGUGUGUGACGUGGGCAAGCGGGAGAGUGUGUACUCCACGGCGGAGAAGGUGCGUCGGGAGGUGGGCAACGUGGACAUGUUGAUCAACAACGCUGGAGUGGUCUCUGGUCACCAUCUCCUGGAGUGUCCUGACGAGCUGAUCGAACGCACCAUGCGGGUCAACUGCCACGCACACUUCUGGACCACCAAGGCCUUCCUUCCCAAGAUGUUGGAGCUGAACCACGGCCACAUUGUGACGGUUGCCAGCUCUCUGGGGCUAUUCAGCACAGCUGGUGUGGAGGAUUACUGCGCCAGUAAGUUCGGGGCCAUCGGCUUCCACGAGUCGCUGAGCCACGAGAUCAAGGCUUCGGAUAAGGACGGCAUUAAGAUGACGCUGGUGUGUCCCUACCUGGUGGACACGGGCAUGUUCAAAGGCUGCAGGAUAAGGAAAGAGAUUGAGCCUUUCCUGCCUCCCCUGAAGCCAGAGUUCUGCGUGACACAGUCUAUGAGGGCCAUUCUCACGGAUCAGGCUAUGAUCUGCACCCCUCGAAUCGUAUAUAUGGUCAACAUCAUGAAAAGCAUCCUGCCCUUCGAGGCCAUCGUUUGUAUGUACAGGUUCCUGGGUGCUGAUAAAUGUAUGUACCCCUUCCUUGCCCAGAGGAAGGAGCUGAUGAACAACAACGAGGCUAAAGAAGAUAUCUAACGGGAGGACCCGGGCGAAGGCACAUGGCCUGGAGGCACCAGGAUAGACCACUGAGGAAGCAUGGAUGAAGAGAAAUAAGACUGAAUCUAGACUGGUGCACUUUGCAUUGAGCGGAUACAAAAAAGGUUGACCGUAUCGUUCUUCUGGAACGAUGCCAAGCUGUGUACAAAAACACAAAGGAUUUAUUUCUGACGGUUGUUUUAAAAGAAACCAAUCAUCUAUAUACUGUGUCAAUAGGUUUAUUGUAUUUUGAAAGGUAUUCAGUAAUUCACUAUUUACAUAAUGUAGGCAUCAGCUUUUUAUGUAGCGUCUUGGUGGAAAAUAUACAGUAUGUUACUGUACAGUACAACCCUGUUACUUUUAGCUGUUUUAAUUUGUAGACAUGCACUGUAAUACUGACUUUCUCUGUAUGGCCAAGUCUCUAUGUCGAAACUACGGUUCAACGUGGCAUUUCCAGAAUUAUAUUACCCAGCAAACCCCUGAGGCUCAGUCUAACCAAUCACAACAUGAUGCUCCUAAUGGCUAUCCUGUUAGCGAUCUUAGCUUGCCUUCAUUGUAUUUUACUUCCGCAGAUCACUUGAAGAUUUUCUGAUUAUUCCGUUUAUUUCAAACCCGUUCAUUUAACGUUAUCCUAAGUUUACAACAUUUUAACGUUAUCCUAAGUUUACAACAAAAAUUGUAUUUCACUUCUUAAUAUUUUUUGUCAUCAUGGAAAAUCCAAAACAGCAAAUCAUUGAAUUGUAGAGCAUGUUAUUAUUGUUUUUCUCCCCCAGAGAAGGUUUCUAUUCUUCUUUCCAGCAGAAUACUCCAUUUCUCUCCUGUUAGAAUAGUGGUACAGAAUAUUGGAAUAUUAGUUCGCAUAUUGGCUGACCUACCUGAGGCUUAUCCAAUCGGGUGACCUACCUGAGGCUUAUCCAAUCGGGUGACCUACCUGAGGCUUAUCCAAUCGGGUGACCUACCUGAGGCUUAUCCAAUCGGGUGACCUACCUGAGGCUUAUCCAAUCGGGUGACCUACCUGAGGCUUAUCCAAUCGGCUGACCUACCUGAGGCUUAUCCAAUCGGGUGACCUACCUGAGGCUUAUCCAAUCAGGUGACCUACCUGAGGCUUAUCCAAUCGGGUGACCUACCUGAGGCUUAUCCAAUCAGGUGACCUACCUGAGGCUUAUCCAAUCGGCUGACACAUUUCAGAACGUCCAGAUGUAAAUGUAAGGGAUGUGGAAUUCAACCAAGUUGAUUUUAUUUUAUUUUUAAUUUUAUCUUUAUUUAACCAGGCAAGUCAGUUAAGAACAAAUUCUUAUUUUCAAUGACAGCCUUGGAACAGUGGGUUAACUGCCUGUUCAGAGGCAGAAUUGUACCUUGUCAGCUUGGGGGUUUGAACUUGCAACCUUCCGGUUACUAGACCAACGCUCUAACCACUAGGCUACCCUGCCGCCCCAAGCCAGUUUUCAUAUAGCGUCCUGUCUGAGUUUCCAGGUGUUUUCCAGAAAUCCUGGUUGGAAGAUUCCUAGAAUCACAUGUUUUUAUGUCAUGAAUCCGCUACAAAGUCAUAAAAUUUUAUCAGUGUGGUUAAGGUUAAACAUUUUUUUUUUACCUUAACCACACUGAUCACCCUAAUGCCUAACCUUAAAUUAGAUCAAAAAGCACUUUGUUUUCUUGUUUAACAGGAAUUUUUACAAUAUAGCACAUUUUGACUUUGCAGCUCUCCCAUCUAGGCAAGUUCACGUUUAUUGGAAUGAGUCUUGUCCUUGAGGCAGAACUGAGCCAUUUCUGCUAGAUAGGCCAGCUGCAAAGUCAAAAUUGGCUACAUUCAUAAAAACAAAUGUGCUUUUUGGUCUUAAUUUGAAGUUAGGGUUCAAAUCUGAUUUUGUGGCUGUGCCAGAUAGUGACCACUGUGCAGAUUUGCCUCCAGAACAACAUUCAUGGUGAAAAACGCCAACCUUACCCCAUCUAGCAGAAAUGGCGCAGUUCUGCCUCCAGAACAAGAUUCAUGGUGAAAAACGCCAACCUUACCCCAUCUAGCAGAAAUGGCGCAGUUCUGCCUCCAGAACAAGAUUCAUGGUGAAAAACGCCAACCUUACCCCAUCUAGCAGAAAUGGCGCAGUUCUGCCUCCAGAACAAGAUUCAUGGUGAAAAACGCCAACCUUACCCCAUCUAGCAGAAAUGGUUCAGUUCUGCCUCCAGAACAAGAUUCAUGACAAACUUCAACCUGUUGAAAGGUACUGGAAUUUUGCAGCCCCUAUUUCCUCUGGUUGAACUGAUGGAGUCAAUCAGCCUGAAGGCUCAAUACCCUUCUGAACUCUGAUAUGAGUAUUGAUUGAUUGAUACUGAUGACUACUGGCUUUUUAGCAUUUUCUCCAUAAGACAUACUUCCAAUCCAACCAAUGACCAGCCCUUUAUCUCCCAGUGAAUGAUCUGUGAGCGGAGGAACUGUGUAGCUAGCUGAUGUAGAAACUCACGUCUUAGUGAAAACACGUCUUAGUCUCUCUCCCUCUAUCGUCCUCCACUACAUUCAUUAGUCUCUCUCCCUCUAUCGUCCUCCACUACAUUCAUUAGUCUCUCUCUCUCUCUCUAUCGUCCUCCACUACAUUCAUUAGUCUCUCUCCCUCUAUCGUCCUCCACUACAUUCAUUAGUCUCUCUCUCUCCCUCUAUCGUCCUCCACUACAUUCAUUAGUCUCUCUCUCUCUCUCUAUCGUCCUCCACUACAUUCAUUAGUCUCUCUCUCUCUCUCUAUCGUCCUCCACUACAUUCAUUAGUCUCUUUCUCUCUCUAUCGUCCUCCACUACAUUCAUUAGUCUCUCUCUCUCUCUCUCUAUCGUCCUCCACUACAUUCAUUAGUCUCUCUCUCUCUCUCUCUAUCGUCCUCCACUACAUUCAUUAGUCUCUCUCUCUCUCUCUAUCGUCAUCCACUACAUUCAUUAGUCUCUCUCUCUCUCUCUCUCUCUCUCGUCCUCCACUACAUUCAUUAGUCUCUCUCCCUCUCUAUCGUCCUCCACUACAUUCAUUAGUCUCUCUCUCUCUCUCUCUCUCUCUAUCGUCCUCCACUACAUUCAUUAGUCUCUCUCUCUCUCUAUCGUCCUCCACUACAUUCAUUAGUCUCUCUCUCUCUCCCUCUCUCUCUAUCGUCCUCCACUACAUUCAUUAGUCUCUCUCUCCCUCUAUCGUCCUCCACUACAUUCAUUAGUCUCUCUCUCUCUCUCUCUCUCGUCCUCCACUACAUUCAUUAGUCUCUCUCUCUCUCUCUCUCGUCCUCCACUACAUUCAUUAGUCUCUCUCUCUCUCUCUCUCGUCCUCCACUACAUUCAUUAGUCUCUCUCUCCCUCUCUAUCGUCCUCCACUACAUUCAUUAGUCUCUCUCUCUCUCGUCCUCCACUACAUUCAUUAGUCUCUCUCUCUCUCUCUCUCUCUCUCUCUAUCGUCCUCCACUACAUUCAUUAGUCUCUCUCUCCCUCUAUCGUCCUCCACUACAUUCAUUAGUCUCUCUCUCUCUCUCUCUAUCGUCCUCCACUACAUUCAUUAGUCUCUCUCUCUCUCUCUCUCUCUAUCGUCCUCCACUACAUUCAUUAGUCUCUCUCUCUAUCGUCCUCCACUACAUUCAUUAGUCUCUCUCUCUCUAUCGUCCUCCACUACAUUCAUUAGUCUCUCUCUCUAUCGUCCUCCACUACAUUCAUUAGUCUCUCUCUCUCUCUCUCUCUCUCUCUAUCGUCCUCCACUACAUUCAUUAGUCUCUCUCUCUCUAUCGUCCUCCACUACAUUCAUUAGUCUCUCUCUCUCUCUCUCUAUCGUCCCUCCACUACAUUCAUUAGUCUCUCUCUCUCUCUCUCUAUCGUCCUCCACUACAUUCAUUACUCUCUCUCUCUCUCUCUCUCUCUCUCUCUCUCUCUCUCUCUCUCUCUCUCUCUCUCUCUCUCUCUCUCUCUCUCUCUCUCGUCCUCCACUACAUUCAUUAGUCUCUCUCUCUCUCUCUCUCUCUAUCGUCCUCCACUACUUGUGUCCAGUGAAGCUGAAAAUGUAAACGUUGGUUGAGUUGUUUUGAGUACAGUACUACAUUACCCACAAUUCCCUCCAUGGAAAUUAUUUUUCACAUUUCUGGUAACUUUCCUUUUUUUUAAAUCCGUCCCUGAUUUGUCAAGAAAUCUUGGUUAAAAAGGUUUCUGGGAAUCAAGAUGUGGAGGAAAAAACAGGAAAUCCUACAACCAGGAUUUCUGGGAAUUUGAGGAAAUGUACUGUACAUUUGCAACCUUAGUCUCCCCUGUAUUUGAUAUUUGGUUAUAUAUAUUUGAACACAACUACAUUCCAAUAGGCCUCAUUCCUCCAGCUACGGUAAUGAGCCUAACUACCUCUUCAUUUCUUUAGUUUUUAUUUAGUUUUUGUUGUCGUAAUUCUUUCUGAAAGACUGCUCUUUAGCCGAGCAGAUGUGGUUCCUAUGUUUAGUGUCUGUACCUAACUUAAAUGAAUAAAGUCAUUUUUAGAUUAUA
Molecule: messenger RNA, 6028 nt
Organism: Oncorhynchus kisutch (coho salmon)
Lineage: Eukaryota; Metazoa; Chordata; Actinopteri; Salmoniformes; Salmonidae
Gene: rdh10a
Product: retinol dehydrogenase 10a
Exons: 6
Coding region: 515-1552 (345 amino acids)
Cellular component (GO): lipid droplet
Molecular function (GO): oxidoreductase activity, acting on the CH-OH group of donors, NAD or NADP as acceptor
Source: RefSeq, a predicted model, not a curated record